Messenger RNA from Kogia breviceps (pygmy sperm whale), 2670 nucleotides. The record is from RefSeq and is a predicted model, not a curated record. NCBI's taxonomy places the organism in Eukaryota, Metazoa, Chordata, Mammalia, Artiodactyla, Physeteridae.
GCCUGUCCCGCCAGCCAAUCAGGGGCGUGGGCCUGCCCCGCCUGCCCCGGGACUGGCGGGGCCGGGGAGCUCAGUGCCCAAGUCGCCCCGGGGUGGCAGUUCCCGUUAACCUUAGCCACAAAGUCAAAGACGGCCGGGCAGGGAGCCGCGGUGCUGAUGCCGAGGGGCCUCCGGGGAUGGAGAGUGGCCUGGCUGGCGACAGCAGCACAGGAGAUGCGCUGGUCAUGAAGAUCAAGCAAGAGAAGCCAGAAUGGCUGCUGCAGACGCUGGGGCCACAGGCCGCGCUCUCCCAGAAGGAUAAGGAGAACAUUUUCCAGCAGCGUCGCAGCCUCCCGCCAUGCCAGAGCGUGGGGAAGCCUCGAGCCUGGGGGGGACAGGAGGAGACUGGGGGUCCAAAGUGGGUCCUUCCCCUCGAGCCGGACGGCGGGCCGGCAGGCCGGGCUCCGGGGGUGACCCCCAGCCCCCUGAGCCCCGCUCUUUCUGCCGGCGAGGGUCACUUCGCGUGCCCGGACUGCGGGAAGAGGUUCAGCUGGUGGUCGUCCUUGAAGAUCCACCAGCGCACCCACACCGGCGAGAAGCCGUACCCGUGCAGCAAGUGCGGCAAGAGCUUCAGCCAGAAGCCCAACCUGGCGCGCCACCAGCGGCACCACACGGGCGAGCGGCCCUACCUGUGUGCGUCCUGCGGCCGCGGCUUCAGCCAGAAGCAGCACCUGCUCAAGCACCAGAAGACCCACUCCCGGCCCGCCACCCUCCCGUGCCCCGAGUGCGAGCGCUGCUUCCGCCACCAGCUGGGCCUCCGCAUCCACCAGCGCGCGCACGCCCGGGACCGCCAGGGCGCCCGCGCCGGGCUGCAGGCGCUGCUCCGGGACGCCACGGCCCACCGGGGCUGCCGCCCGCGGCCGGGGCCCCGGCGGGGGCGCCCCGACUGGGCCUGGCUGGGGCUCUGCCAGAGCUGGUGGCGCCAGCCCGGGGCCCGGACCGCCGCCCCCGCCGAGCCGCGCCAGUUCAUCUGCAACGAGUGCGGCAAGAGCUUCUCGUGGUGGUCGUCGCUGAACAUCCACCAGCGCAUCCACACGGGCGAGCGGCCCUACCCGUGCCCCGAGUGCGGGCGCCGCUUCAGCCAGAAGCCCAACCUGACGCGCCACCUGCGCAACCACACGGGCGAGCGGCCACACCCCUGCGCGCACUGCGGCCGCAGCUUCCGCCAGAAGCAGCACCUGCUCAAGCACCAGCGCACGCACCUGCCCGGCGCCCCGGCCGCGCCACGCCCCAGUCGCGCCGCGCUGCGGGCCCACCAGCAGGCCCACGCCGCCGCCGCCGCCGCCGCUGAGCCGCCCGCCCAGGGCGCCCCCGGCCUGUUGCAGCCGCCGCCGCCGCCGCCGGCCCGGGGGCCCGGGGACGUGCCGUGGGGCCGGGCGCGGGCGGGCGGGCCGGGCGAGCCGCGCCAGUUCAUCUGCAACGAGUGCGGCAAGAGCUUCUCGUGGUGGUCGGCGCUCACCAUCCACCAGCGCAUCCACACGGGCGAGCGGCCCUACCCGUGCCCCGAGUGCGGGCGCCGCUUCAGCCAGAAACCCAACCUGACGCGCCACCGGCGCAACCACACGGGCGAGCGGCCCUACCUGUGUGCGUCCUGCGGCCGCAGCUUCAGCCAGAAGCAGCACCUGCUCAAGCACCAGCGCGUUCACCGGGGCGCCCUGGCGCCCACCCCCAGCGCCAAGGGCGCGGCGCUCUAGGGGGCCUGGACCCAAGCAGACCCAUGGGCGGGGUGGGAUGCUUGCGUGGUGCGUGUGGGGAACGACCAGGAAUGGUGGCUUUUAGGACCCCAGGGGGCGAGACCCUAUCAAAAGGUGCUUUCUUCAAGGCUCUCAGACCUGAGAACAGAAUUCCACAAGCAUCCCAGAACGGGGACCGGGAAAAGUCCCGGGAAGGGCUGCGGGAGGAGAUGUGGAGUGCACAGGACCUCUGGGCUGUGUGCGAGACACAGCUGACACAGUGACUAGGAGUGGGGCCCUGAGCCUGGGCCCCGGCAUGAGGACACGUCCCCUAAGAAGACCUACCUCGGGAGGUGACAGCAGAGGGACCGAUGGAGCCUGGCAUUGGAGGCAGGUUCUGCGCCCUGGUGGAAAAACUCCCCGGACGUGCUGGGAGUCACAGCCGAAGAAGAGCUCGUGCUGGCUGCCUGGCUGUAAACCUCCACUCUCCCGUGGCAGCAGGGACGGUGCCUGUGUGGGGAGCCUGCUUCUCUGCUCGCGCCUGGCCCACCAGAGACGGCAGGUGAAUUGCCUAGGAGAACACAGCACGUUGGUAGCAGACUCGGCUCCAGAGGCAAGACCUUCCCCCAGGUGUGCACGUACCUGCAGGCUUCACUCUCCUUUCAGAGCAACGUGCUUAACACUUUUGGGGCCGUGAAGCACUCUGACAAGAUGGCAAAGGUUAUGAACCUUCUCCCCACGAAGACACGGAUAGUCACGCAGACGCAAGAAUCUACGAGCAAUCCCAGGAGCUCCGGGACUCCAGGCUGAGAUCCUUGGCCCCGGGACUAACCCGCCGCUCCCUCCUUACCUGACACAGAGCCCCGGGUCAGGGCCUACAUUCGAAUAGCAUUUCAUCCGCUGCCCUCCCGAACCCCUGCCCUUUCUUCCCUUGUUCAGGAAUAAAGAAUUCUGCGGA